Molecule: messenger RNA, 2888 nt
Organism: Folsomia candida
Lineage: Eukaryota; Metazoa; Arthropoda; Collembola; Entomobryomorpha; Isotomidae
Product: synaptosomal-associated protein 25
Exons: 9
Coding region: 553-1224 (223 amino acids)
Biological process (GO): synaptic vesicle priming; synaptic vesicle fusion to presynaptic active zone membrane; exocytosis
Cellular component (GO): SNARE complex; plasma membrane
Molecular function (GO): SNAP receptor activity; syntaxin binding
Source: RefSeq, a predicted model, not a curated record
AGUAAUUUUGUGUACAUAAUACAAGGAGCAAUGUGGAUUUUUUAGUGGUGAUCCACAUUGUGGUUGUGGAUGUGUCAUUCUUUGCGACUUUAUGUAUUGUUCAUCAUCAUCUGUUCUCAUUUUGUUCAUCAUUUGAUCCAUCAUCACUAUACACUACACACCCAACUAGAAAAUAAGAGGCCGGUCUCCAGAAGAAAUUAACCAGUUUCUUGAGACGAGAUAAGUAAAUUAAUUUACUACAAAAGAUCCAGUAAAGAAAGUAGGUAGGUCCUGGGUCAAGAAGUCCUGAGUAAUAAGGAUUUCGAAAAGUUGAUACAUUGUUUACAUAACCGGAUCCAGUGUAGAGUGAGACAAGUGAAAGUGAGACUGGGAGAGAGAGAGAAAGUUGGAGGAGAGAUCGCAGGGGCAAGUUGAAUUUCAUCGCCGAUCGGGGCAAGAGAAAGCAACAAGUCGACCAUAGGAAGGACGAGAACGGGAAAGUCGAGAGUUUUCUCCUGAGAUUGGACGAACUGAGGAGCAGACAGGUAGGCAAAUUGGCCAGUUAUUAUUAAAAUGCCAGCCCCAGGAGGAGCAGGAGCCGAUCGGCGAGGCUACGAUGAGUUGGAACGAAUCCAGAUGCAAUCUAAUCAAAUUGUGGACGAGUCGUUGGAGAGCACUCGGCGGAUGCUCCAACUUUGUGAAGAGAGCAAGGAAGCCGGGAUUCGCACAUUGGUGGCUCUGGACGACCAAGGAGAACAACUGGACAGAAUCGAGGGUGGCAUGGAUCAAAUCAACAACGACAUGAAAGAAGCAGAAAAGAACUUGACGGGGAUGGAGAAAUGUUGUGGGCUGUGUGUCCUCCCAUGCACCAAGACCACCGGAUUCAAGGAAGAUUCAUCCACAUGGAAGGGGAAUGAAGAUGGUCGCGUCAUAAACAAUCAGCCUCAACAGCAACGCUACAUGGAUGAGCGGUCGCCUACGAAUGGGGUCUCUGGUUCCAACUCCUCCGCGUCUGGACCCUACAUUCAAAAAAUUGUUGGUGACGCACGAGAGGAUGAGAUGGACGACAACAUGGGCCAGGUAUCUACCAUGAUAGGAAACUUGAGAAACAUGGCGAUCGACAUGGGGACAGAGAUUGAAGGGCAGAAUCAGCAGGUGGAUCGCAUCAACCUCAAGGCUCAAUCCAACGAGACGAGGAUAAAGCUCGCCAACGACCGAGCAAAUAAAAUACUUACCAAGUCCUAAUUUAUUUACGUGCAUGAGAAGAGUGGAAGGAAUUGCGGUGGUGCUGUGUCGGCCUGGGGAAAGUUACUGGAAAUUAGGUUACGAGAACGACUAAGAGAGAAAACAAAAAAGGAUUAAUAUCAGACGACGCUAGAUUGUUAUUCCUAUUCAUCCUAUUCACUUUCUUACGGGCAGAGUAUUUAUGUAAUCUUACGGGCCUAGCUUUAUUUAUAUCCUACCAAUUGUAUUGUUACUUACUGCGUUGUAAGCUUAAUCAGGCCACCCGUUUUUUAUUCACAUGAUAUGGAUUUAAAUAUUUAAUAUAUACACAAACUGCACCAUGUAAUGAUGCAAUGAUAUAAGUAGAUCACAUCAAGAUGAUACCAAAGAAAUAAAUAAGCUAUUUAUAUUACCAAUUAAAUUAUGUACCAUAUACACGUACGUACGUAGGAUGUAUGAAAAAGUAAGCUGGUAGGUUUUGAAAUUAUUAUGUGUCCAAUUUACCUUGAAAUUAGUGUGAGAUGCGUAAAGAAGACUUAUUGUGUACACCUUUUCACUUGUAUGCUCACAUUUCACGGACGCGUGAUUGAUGAAACCCUGCAUGUUCAUACUUAACUAGAAAUUAGCUGGAAACAUUGUGUACGUGUAACCAAUACCCAAAGUGAAAUUAUUAUAUCAAGUCAAACCAAAAUUCCAUCCGAAAACCAAACUCAACGCUAUACGCUUCCUUCCCGACUGACCUCCUUCUCAACCGCCUACCUUCAAUCCGACGACCGAUACCCUUAUGGGUUACCAAGGGUUUGAACCACAUUCGAACCCUUCUUGUCCCUCUAUCUACUAUGACAAUACACUGCUCCACCCACUCACACCUUCACCCGUCCCGUAUUCACCUCACCCACACGGACUACCUUCCACCUUCUUGAGAUCCACCAUCAUUUUCCUGAGCUUCUAUCAAACAAUCGACCUCAACAAUCGUAUUAAUCCCGUGUCUUUAAUUCACAAAGCAAGCAAAUACUACAUUGCGUCUCGUAAUGAAUUAUUCUAUUGAAAUCAAAAAGUACAUGUCUCAAAAAUUCUACUAUAUUCUCCUGCUUAUGUACACGAAUCCUUGCGCUCUUACAAGUUUGUAUAGCGUAUAAAAAUAUAUAUGUAUGUAACAAUAGCAGAAAAUCUAUAAAAUUAUUCAUAUCUCAUUGGUUCAGUGAUAAUUGUUACCUAAUAAUGUUGACCUGGAUGACGAUAAUUUGCUAUUUGAACGAGUUGACAAUAUUUCCAGAAAGUAUUUAAUACUGGCAUGAGGGUGGAGAGAGAGAGAUAUGAAAAAUCGGCUAGUUCUGUGCUAAUUCAUAAGUCGUAAAUACAGGAUAUAUAAUUGAUGUCUGUACUUAUCCAUACAUUUCAAGAAUGAUAUAAAAGUUUCCUGUUUUUCCAACCGAAGCUUAAAUAGUUUCGCCUGUUAUACGUAAGAAUAUAGCUAGUUUGGUUUGUAUUUGGUUAAAUGUUUAGUUCACAAUAAGUACACUGACCUAUAAAAUAUCUACAUAUUCUCCGUUCUGCAUGUGUAAUAUUAUUCGCACAUUUUUGAAUUAUGUAAUUUAAAUAAUCCAUUCGUUUGACAAUUGCAUUUGUAAACCAAGCCGGAAUAAGCGGAAUAAAUAAAUAUGUUGUGUAGGUGGAAAAAUCUA